This is a messenger RNA of Leucoraja erinaceus (little skate), 3574 nucleotides long. It is a transcript of the gene capslb, whose product is annotated as calcyphosine-like b. The transcript has 5 exons. NCBI's taxonomy places the organism in Eukaryota, Metazoa, Chordata, Chondrichthyes, Rajiformes, Rajidae. The record is from RefSeq and is a predicted model, not a curated record. The coding region runs from base 274 to 900 and encodes 208 amino acids. Gene Ontology annotation, molecular function: calcium ion binding.
CGAAACGUUGUCUAUUUCCUUCGCUCCAUAAAUGCUGCUGCACCCGCUGAGUUUCUCCAGCACUUUUGUCCCCCAAUGAAUUGGCCUCCACUGCCUUCUGUGGCAGAGAAUUCCACAGAUUCACAACUGUCGGGGUGAAUUUUCUUUUUGUCCUAAAUGGCCUACCCUUUAUUCUUCAUUCCAUGCUGAGAGUGUUCUGACAGGUUUAACGUUUGUUUAUUGGAUCACCAGAGGGCAGCCCAGAGGGGAUUAUUUUGGGUACGGAGCGUGACUAUGGCGGGGACGGCGAGGCAUGACCGUGAGAUGGCAAUGGAUGCCAAGAAGAAGCUGCAGCAGUGCUCGGACCCCAUCGAGAAACUCCGAUUGCAGUGCCUGUCCCGGGGCUCUGCUGGCAUCAAGGGGCUGGGCAGGGUGUUCCACAUCAUGGACGAUGACCGGAGCCGCACGCUGGACUACAAGGAGUUUGUGAAGGGUCUGAAUGACUACGGUGUGCUGCUGGAGAAGGAGGACGUGGAAGCUGCCUUCAAACGCUUCGACAAGGACGCCAGUGGGACCAUCGACUACGACGAGUUUCUCCUAACCUUGCGGCCUGCAAUGUCCAAUGCCAGAAAGGAGAUCAUUGCGCAGGCCUUCCGCAAGCUGGACAAGACGGGGGACGGUGUGAUCACCAUUGAGGACCUGCGUGGAGUCUACAAUGCCAAGCACCAUCCCAAGUACCAGAACGGAGAGAUGACCGAAGAACAGAUCUUCCGAAUAUUCCUCGACAACUUCGACUCGCCCAACGAGAAGGACGGGAUUGUGACGAUGGAGGAGUUUCUAAAUUACUACGCGGGGGUCAGUGCAUCCAUCGACACCGAUGUCUACUUCAUCGUCAUGAUGAGAAAUGCCUGGAAACUGUGAGGGGCGCCGCAGGGCCGGGGGGUGACCAGAUUUGAGUUUAUAAAUUACUACUCUGGAGUGAGUGCCUCGAUCGACCGUGAUGCCUACUUCAUCCUGAUGAUGCAAUCGAGCUGGCGCCUCUGAUGAUUCACGGGUGGCGAGAGAGGAGUCCAUCACUGUGUCCCGGUGUCUCUGUCCGGCUGCCUCCUACUAGCCCUCCCCUGCGGCUGCACCCCUCACUCACUCACUCACUCACUCACUCACUCACUCACUCACUCACUCACUCACUCACUCACUCACUCACUCACUCACUCACAACCACCCACCGCCUCCCACUCCCCCCUUCCCCUCUCACUCACUCCCCCCUUGCUCCCUCCCCCUCACUCUCUACCUCCCUCACUGCCCCCUCCCCAAAUCCCCUCCCCCUCCCACACUCCCCCUCACUCCCUCGCUCCCUCCCUAACCCUCUAUUCCUGCUUCACUUCCUCCUCCCUCCGCCCUCUCCCUCUCUCCUCACUCUCUCCCUCCCGCUCUCCCCCCCUCCCUCCAUCACUCCCCCCUCACUCUCUCCACCUGCUCCUUCCCUCACUCCCUCCAUGCUCUCUCCUCACUCCCUCGCACUCCCUCCUCGCUCUCCCAACCCCUCCCUCCCUCCCUCCCUCACUCCCUCCUCGCCUUUUCCCUCUCCCUUCCCUUCCUCUUCACUCUCUGCCCCCCCCCCCACUCCCAUCUUACACUCUCCUUCCCCAACCUCUCCAUCCCCUCCUCCCCCCUCCCUCACUCACACUCCGCCUCCCUCCCUCCCUCCCUCGUCUGGGCCACAGCUGCCGACUCUCCACCCACCCGCUGCCACCUGGCCUGAUGGCUCUAAGACGGCCCUGCCCUGCAUCACUGAACUGACCAAAACAUCGCACCCGAACCCAUCCUGCAGUGGGACUGCCCGGCGCUCGCCCAGACUCUGUGUCUGUGACGCUGGCCCAGACUCUGUGUCUGUGACAGCCCAGACAGUCUGGGGCACUGUCUGUGUAUGUGACGCCCCAGACUGUCUAGGACAGGGUGUGUGUCUGUGCCAGCCUAGACGGUUCCAUCCCCAGCAGUGGCCGUGUGACCCAGGGCAGUGCCUGGUGCUCAGUGUGUGUGUGUCCGGGCUGGACGAUGUGGUGACUGGUAUCUACUCUCUGAGACGGUGAGUCACUGUGACACAGGGAAUGUGGACCCAGGACUCACACACCCUGAGCUAACCCACACCAAGGACAACCGUGCAGUAAUGCAGGACCAGGGAAUGUGCGUACAAUCAGCAGGCCCUUCGGCCCAUCGUGCCCAGCACCCGUCCACAUCAAUUCCAUUCACCAGCAUGGCUCAUAGCCGUCGAAUGACUGAUCAUUCCAGCAGUGGCACGGUGGCGCAGCGGUAGAGUUGCUGCCUCACAGCGCCAGAGACCCUGGUUCGAUCCUGACUACGGGUGCAGUCUGUAUGCUGUUUGCACGUUCUCCCCGUGACCUGCUUGGGUUUUCUCCGGGUGCUCUGCUUUCCUCCCACACUCCAAAGACGUACAGGUUUGUAGGUUAAUUGGCUUGGUAUAAAUGUAAAUUGUCCCCAGUGUAUGUAGGAUAGUGUUUGUGUGCGGGGAUCGCUGGUCGGUACGGACUCGGUCGGCCGAAGGGCCUGUUUCCGUGUUGUAUCUCUUAACUAAACUACACACACUUGCUAUACUUCAUUUAUUUCAUGGAAUAAUCACCCAAGCGCUACAUAGAAUUCAACUUAAAUUUCAAGAGUGUAUCGAGACACACUUUGUGGGAUUUCUGCCCCACCACCCCUUCGGGCAGUGUGUUCCAGAUUCCACCCCCCUCUGGGGUAGGAUGUUCUUCCUCGGAUCCCCUCCCGGCCAUACCCCUGACCCCUGCGGUAGGAGACACUUCUGCCCAGCAGAGAAGUUUCCCUCUCUCCACCCUCUCCAUAAAACACAUUGUUUUGUCCACCUCUACCAGGAACCCACCCACCCCUCUGCUACCUCCGCUCCAAUGAAAACCAAGCCUAGCCUCUCCUGAAACACUCUAUCCCAGACAACAUCCCGGUGAAACAUUCAACAGUGUGGGAAGCACUCUGAAGGCCAAGGACAGCACCUCUGGAAACAGCAGAGGUGACUUUCCUGGUGGAAGACCAUCUGCUGCUGCGACUUUUCACUGUCAAAGUUGAACAACACAGGGACAGGCCCUUCAGCCCACCAUGUCCGUGCCGACCAUCAGCUACCCAUCGAUACUAAUCCCAUUUGCCAGCGCUUGGCCCAUCAUCUUCUAUGUCUCCAUGACUCAAAUGCUCGUCUAGAAACUUCAAUGUUGUGAGUCUCUAACUCCAUCAACCCCUCAGGCAGCGCUCUCCUCUCCAUCUCCACUCUCCAUCUCCACUCUCCAUCUCCACUCUCCAUCCUCCCCACACUCCAUCCUCACCACAUCCACUCUAUCCAAGCCUUUCACUAUUCGGUAUAUGUCAAUGAGGUCACCCCCUCAUCCUUCUAAACUCCAGCGAGUACAAGCCCAGUGCCGUCAAAUGCUGCACCCUUUCUACCCUCAGUACAUGGUGCCCCGUCUGUGCACUAACCAAAGUUUUAUAAUGCUGUAUCACAAGUGCUCUUAAAUUAUAUUCUGCUCCCCAGCUAAUGAAGGCAAGUAUUUGGACCCAUACACCCAGUUCCUCA